Molecule: messenger RNA, 492 nt
Organism: Nerophis lumbriciformis (worm pipefish)
Lineage: Eukaryota; Metazoa; Chordata; Actinopteri; Syngnathiformes; Syngnathidae
Source: RefSeq, a predicted model, not a curated record
AUGGACAAACUGAAGAAGGUGCUGAGCGGCGAGGAUGAGGAAAACAACACGGACGGAACAGGAAUAUUGGAGAGAGCCAAUCAGGCAUCGACACUGGCCUGGGGGACAAGGAUGAAGGGCUUCCUGCUGUGCUUCCUUUUGGGGUUGAUAUGCUCCAUUUUGGGCUCUUGUAUGCUGUGGUUGCCUGGUUUUGGUCUCCCUGUGUUCGCUGUGCUGUACAGUUUGGGAAACAUCUCUGCUUUGGCCAGCACAAUGUUCUUAAUGGGUCCGGUCAGGCAGUUAAAGACUAUGUGUGCAAAAGAACGAGCACUGGCUACCACCUUAAUGUUGGUGUGUCUUGGGCUGACGUUGAGUUCAGCUUUCUGGUGGCGCAACAAUGGACUUGCCCUGCUAUUCUGUUUCUUACAGUUUAUGGCGUUCAUUUGGUAUGGCCUGUCUUACAUCCCAUUCGCCAGGGAUGGACUCAUCAAAUGUUGUUCUGCCUGUUUCUAA